AUGUCUGCGCCCCUCAUAAGCCAGGGAGAGGUGGAAUGGAUCACCACCGGCGUGGCAUGCAACUGCAGAAACGAUGGCAGGCAGCGGGAGGACUUUAGACCGCUCAGCGUGAAGCUGGGCGAGCUAGCGCAGGCCACCGGCUCUGCAAGGGUGCAGCUGGGCGAGACGGACGUUAUAGUAGGCGUCAAGGCUGAGAUAGGCAGCCCGGAUCUAGACCGGCCAGACUGCGGGCGGCUGAACUUUGCGGUGGAGUGCUCGCCAGUGGCCAGCCCCGCCUUUCGGGGCCGCGGCGGCGACGAGCUGGCUGGGGAGCUGUCUCGGGCGCUGGAGCGCAGCAUGUACCCUGGGCCCUCAGGCCGGGGUGGAGGCGUGGACCUCUCCCUGCUCAGCAUCGUGUCGGGCAAGACGUGCUGGGUGCUGUAUGUGGACGCGCUGCUGCUCAACAUCGGCGGCAACCUGCACGACGCGGUCAGCGUGGCGGCCAAGGCCGCGCUGGCAGAUGCCAAGAUUCCAAAGGUGGAGGUGCAGCCGGGGGAGGACCCCACAGAUGAGCCAGACUAUGAGGUGGAUGAUGACCCGUCAGAGGCGAUGCGGCUGGACGUCGGUGGCAUGCCCAUCUGCGUCACGGUGUCGCAGAUUGGCGGGCACUGUGUGGUGGACCUGACGGCUGAGGAGGAGCUGUGCAGCUCAGCAGCGCUGCAGGUAGCGGUGGACGCCACCGGCAACGUGUGCGGCACCACCAAGCGGCGGCGGGGAGGAAUAGAGGCCAGCCAGGCGCUGGAGAUGGUGGAGGCGGCGCAGCGGGCGGCGGCCAAGCUGCACGCGGCGCUGAACGAGGCGCUGGGGGCGCAGCAGGCGCAGCAGAUGGCGGUGGGCUAG
Messenger RNA from Chlorella variabilis, 879 nucleotides. RefSeq lists its product as hypothetical. Gene Ontology annotation, biological process: U5 snRNA 3'-end processing; nuclear polyadenylation-dependent mRNA catabolic process; exonucleolytic trimming to generate mature 3'-end of 5.8S rRNA from tricistronic rRNA transcript (SSU-rRNA, 5.8S rRNA, LSU-rRNA). NCBI's taxonomy places the organism in Eukaryota, Viridiplantae, Chlorophyta, Trebouxiophyceae, Chlorellales, Chlorellaceae. The transcript is spliced from 9 exons. The record is from RefSeq and is a predicted model, not a curated record. Gene Ontology annotation, cellular component: cytoplasmic exosome (RNase complex); nuclear exosome (RNase complex). The coding region runs from base 1 to 879 and encodes 292 amino acids.